Rhodamnia argentea is the source of this 1094-nucleotide messenger RNA. RefSeq names its product glycine-rich cell wall structural protein 1.8. The record is from RefSeq and is a predicted model, not a curated record. Lineage: Eukaryota; Viridiplantae; Streptophyta; Magnoliopsida; Myrtales; Myrtaceae. Bases 190 to 876 code for a protein of 228 amino acids. The transcript has 2 exons.
AGAAACCACGUGUCGCCUUCCCACUGGUGACAGAAAGAGACAAUCGCCACGAAGAACGUGUAAUAAAGCCACGGCUUCUCCUUCUGACCGAAGCUCUAGACGAGGACGUUUGUCCCUUUCCUUUUCUUUUUUCAAGCUCUGUAUAAGCAUGCUUAUCAAUUUCCAAAAAUUUGAAUUUUGGACGAAGCCAUGAAGCGAGAUCUCAGCCCGACCUCCCUCCGGAACGGCGGAGGUGAGCAUCAGGACCGACCAGAGGAUGGAGCAGAGAACCCAGAGAGCAAGACGUUCUUGAACAGUCUCCUCUCCGCCAUCGUCCCCGAAAAGGCACCGCCAGCAACAACGGCGGAUGAAGCCGGCGGUGGACACGACGACGCCGCAGACGGGGGUCGCGAGGUCGGCGAAGAAAGCGGCGGCGGCGGCGGCGGGAUCAUCGGUCACUUGAUCUCGGACCUGGUCUCUCCGGGGAGCCCCGAGGCGGGGCAGUCGUCGGGUAAGAGGAAAGCUGGAGGCUUGGACGUCGAGGACGGCGGAAGAGGCGGCGAGCUCGGUGGGAUUUCGAGGCCGAGGAGUGAUGGCGAAAGUGAAGCUGGUGGUGGUGGUGGUGGUGGUGGCGUGAUGAGCAGUCUUCUCUCGAGCUUCUUUCACUCAAGUGAAGAGGGAGGAGGAGCUGAUGCUGCUGCCGGAGAUGUUGAGAUAGAGGGACAUCGGGCGACUGAAGGAGGCGAGAAGACGGCGGCGAAGUCGGAGGCUGAAGAGGUCGGCGGCGGGGGCAUCAUCGAGAAUAUCGUCUCUCACCUGCCUCCGUCUAUUCUAGAGGUUGCAAGUCCGACUACUGACGAGGCUUCUAUUCUGAUUCACUCCAUCGUUCGAGAUUGAGAAGCCAAUUUUGAAUCUGGGAUUCAAAUUUUUUUUUUUUUUUUUGGGAUCCACGGGAGUAACCCUUUUUUUUUCCUUGAUGUUCUUGUAAUUUAGGGCCAAAAAUUGGGCAAACUUCAUUGGGUUGAUGAUUUCUUUGUUCGUUUGAUGAUUUUUAAGGAUGUUGUGCUAAUUGAAGUGUACAUUUCUUUACUGAGUGGAGGGAUACACCAAACAGA